Molecule: messenger RNA, 1141 nt
Organism: Quercus lobata
Lineage: Eukaryota; Viridiplantae; Streptophyta; Magnoliopsida; Fagales; Fagaceae
Product: Thioredoxin superfamily protein
Exons: 9
Coding region: 98-844 (248 amino acids)
Molecular function (GO): oxidoreductase activity
Source: RefSeq, a predicted model, not a curated record
UUUCUGUUCUCUCUCAUCUCAUGUCAUCCAACUCUUUGCUCUCGCCCCUUUGUUUUCCAUCUCAACCAAAAAUCGAACCGAAGAGCAUCAAUCAACCAUGGCUACGGUGUCCUCAGUGACAGUGGGCAAAUUAGCACCAUUGUUGAGGCCAACAAGAACAGCAUGCUCCUCCUUCUCUAUCUCUAAAAUGGGUUUUCAUUUUAAGGCAAUAGGGAACACUGUGACUGAGUCAGUGGUACCCACAAGAAAGUUCGUGGUUCGAGCUGCUAGAACCCUCUCCCAAGGCCCCUCCUUAGGCUUCAGACCCCCACAAUUUCAGCUUCCAGAGCCACUUACUGGGAAUGUGUGGAAUUUGGAUGAUUUUGAAACAUAUCCUGCUUUACUGGUUAUGUUUAUUUGCAACCACUGCCCAUUUGUUAAACACUUGAAAAAGGAUAUUGUGAAGCUAACAAAUUUUUAUAUGAAGAAAGGACUUGCAGUUGUUGCAAUAUCUUCAAAUUCUGUAGCUACUCACCCACAGGAUGGACCACAAUUCAUGGCAGAAGAAGCUAAACUAUUUAAUUAUCCUUUCCCAUAUUUAUAUGAUGAGUCACAGGAUGUUGCACGAGAUUUUGGAGCAGUUUGCACCCCGGAGUUCUUCCUAUUCAAAAAGGAUGGUAGGAGGCCAUUUGAGCUAGUAUAUCAUGGCCAAUUUGAUGAUUCCCGACCAAGUAAUAAUGUACCUGUAAAUGGAAGGGACCUAAGCCUGGCAAUAGAUUGUGUUCUCAGUGGACAACUGGUACCAUCAGUUCAGAAACCCAGUGUUGGAUGCAGCAUAAAGUGGCAUCCCGAGACAAAUGUGUGACUGCUAGUUUCAAGUUCAUGGAGACAAUUUAGUUAUGCAGAUAAUAGUUUUCAAGGUAUUGUGACUUUAAUUUAAUGGCUUAAAACCCUUUUGAUGUCUCAUGUUCUUUCUCUUGAUCUUUGCAGUCUUCCCGCUCUAUCAUGCUAUAUUUCACAAGGUGUGGAAGGCAAGGAAUGUUGUAAUAUGUGAUACUUUUUUUUCCCUAAUCAUAUGAAAUGUAAAUUACAUUUGUAAUAUAUGUCAAUUGUGCUUCCCAAUAUGAGUAAUUUUUUUUGGGUGAGAAGCUGUUACAUGAAA